Messenger RNA from Hordeum vulgare subsp. vulgare (domesticated barley), 1206 nucleotides. RefSeq lists its product as uncharacterized. The record is from RefSeq and is a predicted model, not a curated record. The coding region runs from base 55 to 768 and encodes 237 amino acids. The transcript has 3 exons. Lineage: Eukaryota; Viridiplantae; Streptophyta; Magnoliopsida; Poales; Poaceae.
CUCCGCCCCCCAUCGAGCUCGAGAAGCUUCCAGCAGCUAGGGUUUCCUGGACCGAUGGCCGUCGCUGACGCGGCGCUGCCCUCGCCGCCGCCGCCCCCGCCCCCGCCGGCACGGAUCGUCGUCGUGGUGCUGGCGCUCGUGCAGGUCGCGCUCGCCCCGAUGCUGGCGCUCGGGCGCGUCCUCCGCGUCGCGGUCGAAGCGCUCCCCUACCUGGGCUUGGCCCUUGUGUGGAUUCUCUCCGCGGCCUCGGCUGCCAAGGUCGUGGCUCGCCGCGCCUGGGGCGAGGGCUCCGCCUCCUUCCUCUUCCUCCAGACGCUCACCUACGGGGCUUUCACGGUCUUGGCCUGCAGCUUCCUUGUCUUGCUCGCGCUUGGCGUCCUGCUGCUGUGCGGCCUGGGCGUGGCGUACGUGAUUGCGGCUGUACGACGUGGAUCCCGUCACGAAUCCAACAAGCGCGCCGUGGGAGCAACCACGCCGGACUCGGCUGCAGACUCAGCUGCAGGCUCCUUUAGUCUGCCCCGCACCGCGGUGCUUGGAUUCAUGGCAGAUGUUCCUUUCAUGCUGCUGGUUGUCGCUGGUUUUCUGGUAGCAGCAAUGUCGCAUGUGGAGGGAUCAGUAUCUCAGGGAGAAAUGGUUGGAUUUGUAAUCGUGGAUGUGGGGAUAUUUGCUAUGCACGCGAUAUCUUGCUCUGUUAUCGUUCCAGCUCUUCUACUUAGUUUCUGGAGGGAGGACCAGGCGGAUAGGAAAGCACCAUCGCAGUUUUGUUGAGUCUUCAAUUGGAUUAUUGCGGACGAAGCUAAGAGGAGAAGGUGUCCGGAGAAUUUUGCAAGGAGCUACAGUACCCAUUCUGCUGAUAUGGUUGUGAGUGAUCCCAACAGAUGCAACCUUUCAGAGGAAAAAGAGAGUUUCUGCAGACUUGCUUCUUUGUACCAUUAGUAGAUCCUAAUCGUCAUUAGCCAUGAAAACUUUUUGCAGACUUGCUUUUUCUGCUAUUAAUAGAUCCUAAUCGUCAAUAGCCAUGAGGUUUGUUGGGUCAUUAUGGGUCCGGUCAAGAUAUUCGAUACUCCUCUGCGCUACUCGCUUACAAGUUUACACUUGAGCAUUGGUGUAUAUAUGAUGGUCGAAUUGGUUCAUGCUCUCUUUGUAAUGCUACCUUGUUGGAAGAAAAUUCUUCCGUGAGACAUUAAUCUGGUGAUGAUUGAUGAA